AUGACGGCCACGUUGAAAGGGUCUUCUCCCGGGGGCCCCCAAGGGGGCCCCGGGGGGCCCCCGGGGCCUCGGGGGCCCCCUGCGCCCAUUGGGGCCCCCGGAGUCCCUUCUUUGAGGCCCCUUGGAAACAGUCUGAAGAGAGAGGGGCCCCCAGAGUAUGGGGGCCCCCACCCCUUGGCAGGGGGGGACCUAAGGGGCCCCCGGGGGCCCCGGGGGCCCCGGGAGCCUCGGGGGCCCCCCCCUAGACAUGAGGGCCAGCGCAGCCUGCAGCAAACUGGCCAGGGGGCCCCCAGCUCUGCGGGCCUUGCAGGGUUGGGGCCCCCAGGGCCUCUUGAGGCGGGCUGGCUGGGGGGCCCCCCCGCGGGCGCCUCUGGGGGCUCUCCAGAGGGGCCCCCAGGGGCCCCUGGAGGGAUUUAUCAGAGCCAUGGGGGGCCCCUUGAGGGUCCUGGGGGGCCCCUAGGGCACCAGGGGGGCCCCCUGUUUCACAGCCCCGCCAGGGGGCCCCCUGAAGGCCCACCCACAGCUACUGAGAAGUCCCGAAGGGGCCCCGUAAGCUCUUCCUCUAGAGGCCCCCAGGGGGGCCCCCAUGGGGGCCCCCAUGGGGGCCUCCAUGGAGGCCCCCCGGGGGGCCCCCAGGGGGGCCCGCAUGGGGGCCUCCAUGGGGGCCCCCCGGGGGGCCCCCAGGGGGGCCCCCACGGGGAAGGUUUUGUUUUGGGAGAGGAGGAAAUGCUGCAGCUAACUGUGAAGCAAAUGUUGCUGCUGCUGCCAGCUGCAACAGCAGCAGCAGUACACGAAUCUCUGAAGCGUUUGCUGCUGCUUCCAGAGCCCCGAGCAGCAGCUGCAGCGGCCCUCGAAAGGUCCUGCUGCUGCUGCUGCUGCUGCUGCAGCAGCAACAACAGCAGCAGCAAAGGGGCUGAACAGCAGCUCCGCGGCGCAGCUGCGCCCCACACAGAGCUUCUGUGGCAGCAACACCAGGGGCCCCAGGGGCCCCAGGGGCCCCAGGGGCCCCCAGGGCCCCCGGGGGCCCCGGGGGCCCCCGAGGGGCCCCCAAACCCUCACAGCCUCCGCUGUCUCCAGGGGCCCCCCAGGCUUCAGCAGCAGCAGGGGCCCCAGCAGGCCCAGGGCCUCGAGGAGCAGCAAACUCUCCAAGGCCCCAAAGGUCCAUGGGGGCCCAAGGUCCAUGGGGGCCCAGUUAAGGGGCCCCAAGGGCCCCCCGGACCCUCUUUUGCCCAGGGGCCUCAGGGGCCCCACUCUGCGCAGGGGCCCCAGGGGACCCAAUUACUUCAGGGGCCCCGGGGGCCCCUGGAGCUCCAGGGGCCCCGGGGCCCCCUGGGGUCCCAGGGGCCUCAGGGGCCCCCAAUAGCACAGUCCGGGGGCCCCCCCUUAGGGCGGGGGCCCCAGCCGCGGCCAAGGCUUUGUGGCCCGAAAAGGGUCCUGGGGGCUGAGGGGCCCCAGGAGGCCCAAAAGGCCCACAGCCCUGAAGCUUAUAAAGCCUCUCAGGGGCCCCCAAGUGGGCCCCAGGGGCCCCCAAGUGGGCCCCAGGGGCCCCCAAGUGGGCCCCAGGGGCCCCCAAGUGUACCCCAGGGGCCCCCAAAUGUGGGCCCUAGCCCGCAGCAGGUCUCGCCAGCUGGAGGCCCCCAAGAGGGGCCCCCUGCUGCUGCUUGCUGCAGUGAAAAUGGCCCCGAAAUGGGUGCUGCGUCGAUAGCCCAUCAGCUGGGGGCCCCCCAUAGGGGCCCCCACUAUGGGGGCCCCCAAGGGGCCCCCCGGGGGGCCCCCAGAGGGGCCCCUCUGGGGCCUGCUGAUGGCUGGCAGGUAUUUCAGGGGCCACUGCAGCAACAGGGACACAGGGGGCCCCACCCUCGUGAAGCCGAGCAGCAGAAAUGCGAGCAAGUUGCCCCGCAGCAGCAGCAGCAGCAGCAGCAGCAGCAGCAGCAAGGACGCCUGCCUCUAGAGGUGCAGCAGCAAAAGAAGGAGGAACAGCAGCAACAGCAGCAACAGCAGCAACAGCAGCAACAGCAGCUACAGCAGCUACAGCAGCUACAGCAACAUCAGCAGCAGCAGCAGACGCAGAAGCAAGAGCAGCAACCGCAGCAAGAGCAGCAGCAGGAGCAGCAGCAGCAGCAAACAGUGCUGCUUAGCUCUCUUCCAAAAGAGCCUCAGCUGCUGCAGCCACAAAGGGCCCCUCUACCCCCGAGGCCCCGACCAGCAGACCCGGGGGCCCCCGGGGGGCCCCCCAUGCAGAGGGACACAACUGCUGCAAGCAGCAGUUGGGUUUCUGAGGAAGAGUCACUGCAGCAGCAGUUGCAGCAGCAGCAGCUGCUGCAGAAACACUUGCUGCAGCAGCAACUGCAGGAGCAGCAACCGCUGCAACACCAGCAGCCACUGCAGCAGCAGCAGUUGCUGCAGCAGCAACUGCAGGAGCAGCAACCGCUGCAACACCAGCAGCCACUGCAGCAGCAGCAGUUGCAGCAGCAGCAGCUGCUGCAACCGCAAAAGCUGCAACAGCAGCUGCAGGAGCAGCAACAGCUGCAGCAGCAGCGACUGCAGCAGCAGAGACUGCUGCAGCUGCUACAGCAGGAGCAGCUGCAGCAACAUUUUCAGCAGCUGCAGCUGGGCUCUCGAGAGCAGGCUCUGUGGGUGCCACGUGAAGCAGCAGCAGCAGCAGCAGCAGCAGCAACAGCAGCAGCAACAGACGAAACAGUCUCCAGCGAAGAUGCUGCUGGUACAAAUCGAAGCAGCAGCACCGAAGAUGAAGGAAGAUCUUCAGCCACUGCGCUGCAGACAGCAGCGCAGAAGCAGCGGCAGCAGUGGCAGCAGCAGCAGCGGUGGCAGCAGCAGCAGCAGCAGCAGUGGCAGCAGCAGCAACAGCAGCAGCAGCAGCAGCAGCAGCAGCUAUUUAGGAGCGUUGCUGAGGAUGAAAGAUACUUCGUGUCUCCUUGUGAGACUGCUGGGGGCCCCAGCAGCCCCGAGGGGCCCCAACUGGGGGGCCCCCAGAAGAGCUGCGCUGCAGCUGUGCUGCAGGGGCCCCCGCAGCAGCAGCCAUCCACGACGGUGCAGCAGCAGCAGCAACAGCAGCAGCAAGAGGAGGAGCCUUACAAAGCGAAGCUGCGUUCUUAUGAAAGUGAGCCGGAGCAUCCACACUGGUGCGGCAGCAGCAGCAGCAGCAGCAGCAGCAGCAGCAGCAGCAGCAGCAGCAGCAACAGCAGCGCGCGCAACUCGCUGUCGCUGCCACCGCAGGAGCAGCAAAUCGUGCCGACGAUAGCCAAGAUGCUGCAGCAGCGGGGCAUUCUUAGAGAGGCCCCUUGGGUGUCCUCUUCCUUUCCAGCUGCUGCAGCAGCAAGCACCAGCCUAUACAGCAGCAGCAGCAGCAGCAGCGGCAGCAGCGGCAGCAGCAGCAGGAUGAGUCUGUCUACAGACUUGGGGCCUGGGUCUCAGGAGUUCUGCAGCAUCGACGACGAGAACGCCCUGGGCUUCUCUCUGAAUGAUAAGGGGCCCCCAGCAGCAGCAGCAGCAGCAGCAGCAGCAGCAGCAGCAGCAGCAGCAGGGUCUCAGGGGGCCCCCGGGGGGGCCCCCACGGCAAGGGGCCCCUCAAGGUUCCUGCGGCGGCGCCCAGAAAGAGUUGUGCUGCAGCGCAGCAGCAAAGCAGAACUUCCGGACUUCUCUUACGUAACAAGUGUCGUAAGGAAAGAGUGCUGGCGACGGGCUAAAACGCAGCAGCAGCAGCAGCAGCAGCAGCAGCAGCAGCAGCAGCAGCAGCAGCAGCAGCAGGGGAAGCCGUGCACGCAGCGACACAAUAUGGAGCAGCAAACGCAACGCCAAGUACGGCCACAGCAGCAGAUGCAGCAAGCCAAACGGCAGCAGCCGCAACAGCAACAGCAGCAGCAGCAAAGGCUGCAGCAGCAAAAGCCGCAGCAGCAAAAGCCGCAGCAGCAACAGGAGCAGCAGCAGCAGCAACCGCAAGAACAACAGAACCACUAUCAAGAGCAGCAGCAGCAAAUGCAGGAACAACAAAAGCAGCAGCAGCAGCAGCAGCAGCAGCAGCAGCAGCAGCAGAUUCCAGCCAGGGCGGCGCUAAUGCGGGCGCAAGCCGCACGGCUACUCGCUGGGAGUCAGCAGCAGCUGCAGCAGCGCGUCGCCGAGAGGCUCAGGGGCGGCUCCUUGCUGCAGCAGCAAGAAGCGAACAGGAGGGCCAUCGUUGCUGCUGCUGCUGCUCCUGCUGCUGCUGCUGCUGCUGCUGAGGCCCGGGCGCCUCCCCAAGACCCCAUACACCCCAGCUCUGGCGCUGCAGACAAGGAACAACAGCCACAGCAGCAGCAGCAGCAGCAGCAGCAGCAGCAGCAGCAGCAGCAGCAGCAGCAGCAGCAGCAAAUUGUGCUGCUGCAGCAUGACAUUAUAGAAGAAGUAGCCCCUCCUUGCAGCUAUUUGCCCUAUUUGCCGCGCGGCCGUCGCCUCCUGACUGCCCCAGACGGGAGCCCCUCCGAGGGCCCCUUGGGGGCCCCCAAGGGGGCCCCCCAGGGGCCCCCCCAGGGGCCCCUCACGGGGCCCCCCCAGGGGGGCCCCCAGGGGUUUCCGCUGGAGGCGCCUACAGAGGGGCCCCCAGGGGCCCCUAAAGGGGCUCAGCUCUGCUGCCUAGGCCCUUGUGGGGGCCCCCCAGAGGGCCCCUUCCCAGAAACCCUAGAAGACCUCUGCGGGGGCCCCCGUGGCAGCAGCUGGGAGGGCCAGUGCAGCCCUCGCGGGGGGCCCCCUGGGGGCCCCUCUGGGAACUUCGCUAGGGGCCCCUCUAUGGGCACCAAUGGGGGAGUCACGGGGGCCCCCAACAAGGCCGGUAGGGGCCCCUAUGGGGGCCCCAAUGAAGACCACAGUGGGGGCCCCCAUGGAGACCCCAGUGGGGGCCCCAGUGAGGGCCCCAGCGAGGGUUACGCUACGGGCCCCCCUGGGGGCCCCUCUGGGGGCCCCUCAGGGUGCCCCUCUGGGGGCCCCUCGGGGGGCCCCUCGGGGGGCCCCUCGGGGGGCCCCCCUGGGGCCCCUAGUGAGGGCCCCCGUUCUGAUAGUGGGCGAAAGGGGUUUUCGCUGGCGGGCUUCAGCGCUUUGGCGAUUUUGAGGGCUGCCAACAAAAUGAAAGAUAUGAAUAGAAAGAAGCAAAAGAGCUGCAGCAGUUCUUGUCCUGCGCAGGCACAAACAGAGUGGACAGAUGAGGAUGAAGAAGAAAUAUCUGGGGCGGAGGGCCUGCGCCAGUCGUACCAGGAGUGCCCAGGGUAG
This is a messenger RNA of Eimeria necatrix, 5259 nucleotides long. RefSeq lists its product as hypothetical. Lineage: Eukaryota; Apicomplexa; Conoidasida; Eucoccidiorida; Eimeriidae. The record is from RefSeq and is a predicted model, not a curated record.